Messenger RNA from Octodon degus (degu), 1527 nucleotides. RefSeq names its product CD209 molecule (gene Cd209). The record is from RefSeq and is a predicted model, not a curated record. Bases 6 to 731 code for a protein of 241 amino acids. The transcript has 7 exons. Lineage: Eukaryota; Metazoa; Chordata; Mammalia; Rodentia; Octodontidae.
UGAACAUGACAGACACCAAGGAAGCCAGGGCACCACAGCUUGGCCCCCUGGACGAGGAAGAACUGAUAGCCGUUGGCCCAAGAAGUUUCCUGAAAGGCUUUGGCUACCAACGAAGUUCUGGAUACAGCCACUGUGCAGGGUGCCUGGGAAAUGACUCCUCCCGCCUGGUCCUACAGCUGCUCGCCAUCAUGUUAUUCUCUGCACUCCUGGUGGCCAUCCUUGUCCAAGUCUCCAGAAGUCCUAGCUUUCAGGAACUGGAGCAGGAGCAGUCAAAUCAGGAGGAGAUCAACCAGAAACUUCACCAGCUGAAGGCUAGAGUAGACAACCUGUGCCGCCCCUGCCCCUGGGAGUGGACGUUCUUCCAAGGGAAGUGUUACUUCUUCUCCAAGUCCCAACGGAACUGGCACGACUCGGGCACUGCCUGCGAGGAGGAAGGGGCUCGGCUGGUCAUCGUGGAGAGUGCGGAUGAGCAGAGCUUCCUGCAGCUGACUUCUAAGAGUAAAGGCCACACCUGGAUGGGACUCUCAGACCUGAACAAGGAAUCCACUUGGCACUGGGUAGAUGGCUCACCUCUGUUGCUCAGCUUCAUGAAAUACUGGAACCCAAGCGAACCCAACAACUUGGGAGAAGAAGACUGUGCCGAGUUUGACGGUGAUGGUUGGAACGACGCCAGAUGCGACAUCAGCAAAUACUUCAUCUGCAAGCAAGCUGCAGCUUCCUGCUCGAACUGACAGCCAGUCCCUCUCAUGGGUCCUUCAGCUCAUGCCACCCCACAACAUCCAGAGAUUCACCCACACUUAUGCCAGCCCCUUCUUCUUGUCUGUUGGCACUGAGCACUUAACAGAGCUGGGUCUCUUCCACACUUCUCAUCUAUAGGGCUUGGCCCCUUCUGCCUCCCUCUUUCCUUCCCAGCUGUGGCUGUGGCCUGUCUUGGCAGGUGUGGGACACAUCCGGAGGCAAGCAUGUGCUGUCAUCUGCUUCCUCCCUUUUGCUGAUGCCAGAGGUUGUUUUUGCAUCACCAUAUGUAGCUCCUACCAUGUCCUCUGCAGCUUUAUCCCAUCCUUGUAUAGUUGCUUUCCAUCUGCUCAACUGCUACCCAUGUUUCCUGCGGCACUACCUGGGGACUUUCUCUGGUUGCUAUAUCUCUCCUUAUACACCCAUGACGUCAGGGAACAAAGCCUCUUGGAUCCUCUUGAAUCAGUGACUGUGUAGAGUUGCCAUGUAAAUAUCCUUGUUCCAAGCUUCCUUGUUGGGAGCUGCUGAACCUUAGAUGGUUCUCCCGUGUCUCCCACUCAGAAAGAACUAUCGCCCUCAUUCUGGAAGUUCUUGUGUUGGCAGCUGUCACCUUGCAGCCCCUUCCCCUGACUGAGACAGGGAGCUCCUUCCUGGCAUAGUCAGAUGUGCGCAGGUUGAUGAGAACCUCUUCCCUUAGGCUCAACAUGGGACAACUCUGAAGAGACCCUCAGGUUCCAGGGCUCCCUAACCUGCUGCCAGACCUGCUCUGCUCGAUCCAUUUCUCUGCCUGUU